ACUUCCUUUUCUUUUUCCCUACUUCCUCUCUCCGCCUCCGCCUCCGUGAGGCUCAUUCCCUCUCACAGCAGGUCAGAAGUGAGGGAUGGGAUUCCCCCUCACAGUCCGAAGUGAAUAACCGCUGGGAGCUGCGCGCCCCGCCGUGAGCUGCGGGAGCCCAGGCGAGGUUCGACUCAGAUUGCUGCUUGCCACCGAUGCCUUGUCCUGGAGCUUGAAUCGGAAGCCUGCCCGGAGUAGUUUGGUGAUGGCCGGGUUUCUCCCGAAAGGACUUUAGCAUCCAUUCUGUCUCCUGUGAACCUCGGAACCCGAGUCAGAAAAGCGACUGCCAUCUUACUCCAAGAUGUCAGGGAUUGGAAAUAAACGAGCUGCUGGAGAGCCAGGCACAUCUGUGCCUCCAGAGAAAAAGACAGCUGUUGAAGAUUCAGGAACCACAGUGGAAACAAUUAAGCUAGGGGGUGUCUCUUCAACGGAGGAGUUAGACAUUCGAACACUGCAAUCCAAAAAUCGUAAGCUAGCAGAAAUGCUGGACCAGAGACAGGCCAUUGAAGAUGAGCUUCGGGAACACAUUGAAAAACUGGAGCGACGCCAGGCCACUGACGAUGCCUCACUGUUGAUUGUGAACCGGUACUGGAGCCAGUUUGAUGAAAACAUCCGUAUCAUCCUUAAACGUUAUGAUCUGGACCAGGGUUUGGGAGACCUACUCACAGAAAGGAAAGCCCUGGUUGUGCCAGAACCAGAGCCUGACUCUGAUAGCAAUCAGGAGCGCAAAGAUGACCGUGAGAGAGGGGAAGGUCAAGAGCCAGCUUUCUCUUUCCUUGCUACCUUGGCCAGUAGUUCCAGUGAAGAGAUGGAAUCGCAGCUUCAGGAGCGUGUGGAGUCCUCCCGCCGUGCUGUGGCCCAGAUUGUGACAGUCUAUGAUAAAUUGCAAGAAAAAGUGGAACUCUUAUCCCGGAAACUGAACAGUGGAGAUAACCUGAUAGUGGAGGAAGCGGUGCAGGAGCUGAACUCCUUCCUUGCACAAGAGAAUGUGAGGCUGCAGGAGUUGACAGACCUCCUUCAGGAGAAGCAUCACACCAUGUCUCAGGAGUUCUGUAAGCUGCAGGGUAAAGUAGAGACAGCCGAGUCACGGGUGUCUGUCUUGGAGUCCAUGAUUGAUGACCUGCAGUGGGAUAUUGACAAAAUUCGAAAGAGAGAACAGCGGCUCAACCGACAUUUGGCUGAAGUCCUAGAACGGGUGAAUUCAAAAGGCUAUAAGGUAUAUGGAGCAGGGAGUAGUCUCUAUGGAGGUACAAUCACCAUCAAUGCCCGGAAGUUUGAGGAAAUGAAUGCAGAGCUUGAGGAGAACAAAGAGUUGGCUCAGAACCGCCAUUGUGAGCUAGAGAAACUUCGUCAAGACUUCGAUGAGGUCACUACACAGAAUGAAAAGUUGAAGGUGGAAUUGCGGAGUGCAGUGGAGGAAGUGGUUAAGGAAACUCCAGAAUAUCGCUGCAUGCAGUCACAGUUCUCUGUCCUAUACAAUGAAAGUCUACAGUUGAAAGCCCAUUUGGAUGAGGCUCGGACUCUGCUUCAUGGCACCCGGGGAACUCAUCAGCGCCAGGUUGAGCUCAUUGAGCGAGAUGAGGUUAGUCUACAUAAGAAGCUGAGAACUGAAGUGAUCCAGCUGGAAGACACCUUGGCCCAGGUCCGCAAGGAGUAUGAAAUGCUGAGGAUAGAGUUUGAGCAAACACUUGCUGCCAAUGAACAAGCAGGUCCCAUAAACCGGGAGAUGCGCCAUCUCAUUAGCAGCCUCCAGAAUCACAACCACCAGCUGAAGGGGGAGGUCCUGAGGUAUAAACGGAAACUGAGAGAGGCACAGUCCGACCUGAACAAGACUCGUCUGCGCAGUGGCAGUGCCCUCCUGCAGUCUCAGUCUAGUACUGAGGACCCCAAGGAUGAACCCACAGAACUAAAACAAGAUUCUGAGGAUCUAUCCACUCAUUCUUCAGCAUCGAAGGCAUCUCAGGAGGAUGCCAGUGAAGUUAAGUCCAAACGGGAUGAAGAAGAGAGAGAACGAGAAAGGAGGGAGAAAGAAAGAGAGCGAGAACGAGAACGAGAAAAGGAAAAGGAGAGAGAACGAGAGAAACAGAAACUGAAAGAGUCAGAAAAAGAGAGAGAUUCUGCUAAGGAUAAGGAGAAAGGGAAGCAUGAUGAUGGAAGGAAAAAGGAAGCAGAAGUUAUCAAACAGCUGAAGAUUGAGCUCAAGAAAGCACAAGAGAGCCAGAAGGAGAUGAAACUGCUGCUAGAUAUGUAUCGAUCUGCCCCCAAGGAGCAGAGAGACAAAGUACAGCUAAUGGCAGCCGAGAAGAAGUCAAAGGCUGAGUUGGAAGAUCUCAGGCAAAGACUCAAGGAUCUGGAGGAUAAGGAGAAGAAAGAGAACAAGAAAAUGGCUGAUGAGGAUGCCUUGAGGAAGAUCCGUGCAGUAGAGGAGCAGAUUGAAUACCUACAGAAGAAGCUGGCCAUGGCCAAGCAGGAGGAAGAAGCUCUCCUCUCUGAGAUGGAUGUCACAGGACAGGCCUUUGAGGACAUGCAGGAGCAAAACAUCCGUUUGAUGCAGCAGUUGCGGGAGAAGGAUGACGCAAAUUUCAAGCUAAUGUCAGAGCGAAUCAAGUCCAAUCAGAUCCAUAAGUUGCUUAAGGAGGAAAAGGAGGAGCUGGCUGAUCAGGUUUUGACACUGAAGACUCAGGUGGAUGCCCAGCUACAGGUAGUAAGAAAACUGGAAGAGAAGGAACACCUGCUUCAGAGUAACAUUGGCACAGGGGAGAAGGAGCUGGGCCUUAGGACUCAGGCCUUGGAGAUGAAUAAGCGUAAGGCAAUGGAGGCAGCCCAGCUUGCAGAUGACCUCAAAGCACAGCUGGAACUGGCUCAGAAGAAGCUCCAUGACUUUCAGGAUGAAAUCGUGGAGAACAGUGUCACCAAAGAAAAGGACUUGUUCAAUUUCAAACGAGCACAGGAGGACAUCUCUAGGCUUCGAAGGAAGCUGGAGACCACCAAGAAGCCAGACAAUGUGCCCAAGUGUGAUGAGAUUCUGAUGGAGGAGAUAAAGGACUACAAGGCUCGCCUGACCUGCCCCUGCUGUAACAUGCGUAAAAAGGAUGCAGUGCUUACCAAGUGUUUCCAUGUUUUCUGCUUUGAGUGUGUGAAGACUCGCUAUGACACUCGCCAGCGCAAGUGUCCCAAGUGUAAUGCUGCUUUUGGUGCCAAUGAUUUCCAUCGCAUCUACAUUGGCUGAUCACAGUCAAGAAAGAGGAGCUGGCUAGUCAUAGAAACCGAAGAUGGAAAAGACCCGAGGACAUCUAGUCCAUCCCCGUGGUUGUACAAGAAAAGUGGCUGGAGCAAAACAGCCUGUUCACAUCAUGCUCACAAGACAGCGUUUCAGUUCUUGGAGCGGAGCAGUUGCACACACACUGAAAUGAAGACGCAGAGCAAAUACUCUUCACAGACCUUAAGGAAAUACUUAGAAGUACUUCAUUUUCAUAAAAUGAUUGGCAACUAAACGAAAGAGAGUGAGGGAAUUCCAAGAUAGGAUGUGUUUGGCAGAAAUGGGAGAGUGGGGUGGGGAGAAAGGCACAACAAAACAAAGCAGGUGGUGAAGUGGUUUUAAUGACUAGAAAAGCAAUUCUGCUGAAGACAGUGGAUUUGCAGGGUUGCCUUUCCAAAGAUGAGAGGAAAAGAGACUCCAAAGUAGUUUCCUUUCCUUUCUUGAUCCACCCAAAGGGGUGCUCAACCAUGCCCUAAGGUUCUAGCAGAUCCAACACUGUGGAGUUACCUUGAUGAUUCAGUUCUGGUCUGCAUGGCUCCACAUACCAUUUCUCAGCUAUAAAGGAAGCAGCCAUCCCUGAACAGGGUUUGUGCAAAUUGUGUGUAUAAUAGGAAAUCCUGGUUUAGUACAGACCCCACUUUCUUAGGUCUGUGUGGCUUCCUCCUUGGCUGUGCCAGCUGUUCUAAUAUGCUUUUAUCGUUAGAGGAAUACUUCUUUUCCUCUGUGGCAAAUACAUUGUGGAACCUGUAGUCGAAGAAACCAGCUUACCCAACCAUGCUUUGUGUGUUUCCUAUGUCAGGCUUCCUUGGAGAAUGGGCCAUAUCCCCUUGAAAUGUGUGUGGGACAGUUGGCCAAUCUUUUCCAAGUUUUCUAGUACCAGAGCCUGGAUGGGAAUAGAGGAUUUCCUGAUUCCACAAAAUGGGAGUUCAGGUGGCAAGGCAGCAUCCCUUAGUUCAUUACAACAGCAGUGCCCCUGGAAGCUUUCUGUGAACCUGAGGGAUAGGUGAGGGAACUGAGGUGGAGCAGAACAAAAGUUUGGAAGGACUCUCCCUUUCAUGAAAUCUUUGUACAAAACACAGCACUGUUUCACAAAUUGCAA
This is a messenger RNA of Cricetulus griseus (Chinese hamster), 4397 nucleotides long. The record is from RefSeq and is a predicted model, not a curated record. Lineage: Eukaryota; Metazoa; Chordata; Mammalia; Rodentia; Cricetidae.